AUAAGUUGUCACCAACACAAACAAUAGUGCAUAGCGUUUUUCAUUGUGCAUUAUUCAAUGGCCACCACAGCAGCUCUAUCCGGAACCAUGGUGAGCACCUCCUUCAUGAGGAAGCAACCUAUGACGACCAAGAGCCUAAAGACAUUCCCCAACGCUCUUUUUGGUCUGAAAGGUGGACGAGGUGGUCGUGUAACUUGCAUGGCCUCGUACAAGGUGAAGCUCAUAACCCCAGAAGGAGAAGUGGAGUUUGAAUGCCCAGAUGAUGUUUUCAUUGUUGACAAGGCUGAGGAAGAAGGCAUUGAACUUCCCUACUCGUGCAGGGCUGGUUCUUGCGUUUCAUGUGUUGGGAAAAUUGUGAAAGGUGACGUGGACCAGUCAGAUGGUAGCUUCCUUGAUGAUGAACAAAUAGAAAGUGGAUGGGUUCUCACCUGUGUUGCUCUACCUAGGUCAGACGUUGUCAUUGAGACACACAAGGAUGGAGAGAUCGAAUGAUCGAUAUAUAUCAUAAUGUAAUCUUGUCCAUUGCUCUUCUAAUGCCAUCUAUCUAUGUCGUGUUUUGAUUUUGUUAGAGUGAUUUGGCAUUGGCUAGUUAGCUAGCUGAAAUCAUCGCGAGUUUAUUAAUUACUUUUGUCAUGUUUGUGGAAACAAGUGAAAUUGUUGCACUUUAAUUAAUUAGUUUGGUAAUGCUUACUGUUUAUGCACAUGUUGUCUAAGACAAUAAUAGUUCUUCUUCAUCUUUU
This is a messenger RNA of Glycine soja, 740 nucleotides long. RefSeq names its product ferredoxin-A-like. Gene Ontology annotation, molecular function: 2 iron, 2 sulfur cluster binding; electron transfer activity. The transcript has a single exon. Gene Ontology annotation, biological process: electron transport chain. Bases 58 to 492 code for a protein of 144 amino acids. The record is from RefSeq and is a predicted model, not a curated record. Gene Ontology annotation, cellular component: chloroplast. NCBI's taxonomy places the organism in Eukaryota, Viridiplantae, Streptophyta, Magnoliopsida, Fabales, Fabaceae.